Gossypium raimondii (Peruvian cotton) is the source of this 1516-nucleotide messenger RNA. Its product is annotated as zinc-finger homeodomain protein 9. Gene Ontology annotation, biological process: regulation of DNA-templated transcription; regulation of developmental process. The transcript has a single exon. NCBI's taxonomy places the organism in Eukaryota, Viridiplantae, Streptophyta, Magnoliopsida, Malvales, Malvaceae. Gene Ontology annotation, cellular component: nucleus. Gene Ontology annotation, molecular function: DNA-binding transcription factor activity; transcription cis-regulatory region binding. The record is from RefSeq and is a predicted model, not a curated record. Bases 267 to 1280 code for a protein of 337 amino acids.
CUCCCCUCUUUCUCCUAUUCCUCUCCUACCCUUUCUUUUCCUUCAUCUCCCCCAUUUAACAACCCAAGAGAGAAGAACCCAUUUUUUCCCCCGUUUCUCUAUCCCUUUUCCUUUUUCAUUACCAAGCUUCGUAAUUUCUUGCAUAUUAUCAAAUAUUUCUCAUAAAACCCAUCUUCAAAACCCUUUUAAAAUUCAUUUUUAGCCUUUUUCUUUAAUUUUUACCUUUUUUUUUUUUUUGCUUGGUGUUAACUCUAGAUGUUAAAGCCAUGGAUAUAGCUCUUGCAAGCACCGCACCAAAAUCGCCAGAGGCUGAGCCCGAGCCUGAGCCAGUGACUGAAACACCAACUCGGAUCCAACCCACCAAGCCUGUAUCUUUCACCAACGGUGUUCUCAAGCGUCACAAGCCUCACCACCACCACCACUACCAAGCGCCACCCAUCGUCAUAACCUACAAAGAAUGUCUGAAGAACCAUGCAGCCAGCUUAGGCGGCCAUGCUUUAGACGGUUGCGGUGAAUUCAUGCCGUCGCCAACAGCCACCCCAACUGACCCAACUUCCCUCAAAUGUGCUGCUUGUGGGUGCCACCGCAACUUCCACCGCCGCGAACCGGAUGACCCACCACCCACAACAGCUACCCCAACAAUAGAAUACCAGCCUCACCACCGCCACCAUCCGCCACCACCAGCAACGGCAGGUCAACCAAAUCGUAGUCCUAACUCAGCUUCCCCACCACCGAUCUCAUCAUCUUACUACCCUUCAGCUCCCCACAUGCUUUUAGCUCUUUCAGGAGGUCUUACAAACUCCCAUUUACCAGCUGGUGGGCUGACACCAAACACUGCUAAUCUUGGUUCCAACUCAAAGAAAAGAUUCAGAACUAAGUUCACUCAGUACCAGAAGGAUAAGAUGCUGGAGUUUGCUGAGAAAAUUGGGUGGAAAAUCCAGAAAAGAGAUGAAGAAGAUAUUCAAGAAUUCUGCCGUGAAGUUGGGGUUGAUAGAGGGGUUUUAAAAGUUUGGAUGCAUAACAAUAAGAACACUUUUGGGAAGAAAGAUCAAGCCAAUGGAGGGUCCUCAACUAGAGAUGGAAUUGGGAAUGGGAAUGGGAAUGGGAAUGGGAAUGGGAAUGGAAAUGGAAAUGGAAAUGGAAAUGGAAAUGGAAGUGUUCGAUUCAACCAUGAAGAACAUAACAACAGCAACAACAACGGUCAGAAUCUGAACCAUCACUUCGAAACUGAUAGUGUUGCUCAUGUUGGAACUAAUGGCUGCUCUUCUUCUUCCUCUUGAUGCUGCUGUUGGUGAUGAUGAUGAUCAGCUUCAUUGUUCUUUUUUAUUUUUAUACCUCAUGGGGGGGAGAUAAUAAUCUGUUUAGAUAUAGAGUAAGGGACUUUGUUUAUUAGUUUAAAUUUUGUUCCUUUCAUUUUGUUCCUAAUUAGUUUAAUUAAGGAUCAUCACGUUGCUGCUAAUAUAUAACCUGGGAAUUAAGAGCUGCUUUGCAAUCCAAAAGGGAAUUUGAUUUAGAA